Molecule: messenger RNA, 659 nt
Organism: Cucurbitaria berberidis CBS 394.84
Lineage: Eukaryota; Fungi; Ascomycota; Dothideomycetes; Pleosporales; Cucurbitariaceae
Exons: 1
Coding region: 39-500 (153 amino acids)
Source: RefSeq, a predicted model, not a curated record
CGCUGUUCUUGGGUUGGGGGUGGCGCGGAACGGGAUUCAUGGGGCUGCUCUGCUCAUUUCUUCGGCCCAACCAUUUGCCAGGCCCGUUUUCUCUGCCGGCCCUCCGACGCUGCUCUUGUACCCAAAAGAGCGAACGAGGGCCCCUUAGCAACCACACGUCGUACCUUGGUACUCGCACCCUUUUGCUUCCUCCGACUACUUGUCCAGCUCGUCAAUUCCCAUUCUUUUUGGUGUCCCCGCCCUCUUGGACUGUCUCGCUCGCAGAAAGAAAGGGAAUUCAGGGAGCCAUCUCGACGUCACGACAAGGCUUAGUUGGAAACAAGCUUGGCGAGGUACAGUGGGUAGUGCAGCAGACAACGCCACCCACCCCAGGAACACAAAAAGCCGUUGCUUGCGAAGCAGAAGACGCAACUCGCUCGGGGCUGACGCAGCAUUCAUCACGUAGGUACCCCUCUCCAACCUGUGCAAAGCCUCCGCUGCUGCCGCUGUCGAGCAAUUGAGCUUCCUGCCCACAGCCAAUCCCGCUCCGCAACUCAUCCGGCAGCUCCGGCUUUGUCCACCACCGUGCAGGCAGGAGCGCGAUCCAUAUUCAUAAAAUCUCACCACCCGUCACCACUCCUUGAACUACUGACCCUCCGCUCUCCUCUCGAGUCGCCUGC